CGGACCGGGAGGCAGGGACCCCCAGCCCCACCGCCCGCACCUGCGGGGCCGCAGGCGCUCAGGCGCCGCAGCCGCUCAGCACCUGCGGCACCCGCAGGGAGCCGGGCGCGCGGCCCUGCGCACUCGGAGCUCGGCUCCUCUCCUCCUUCCUUUUCUUUUUUUUCGGGGACAGAGGUGGGGGCUGGUUUGGAUGUUUUUCGAGAGCCGGGGACGGUCUCAAGCUGUUUUCGCGGAGGGAAGUCUUUGAAAUACGACAUCUAGAAGAGUGACCCUCGGCGACAAUGCUGGGCGUUCCCGGACCGGGGCAACGCUGGGAUUCCGGGGAAGUGGAGGCAGAGGGAGCGGGCACGGGGCCGGCAGGCGCUCCACGGAGUCCCCGGCAGGGGCGAGCUUAGCUGUCCGGCCGGGUUCCCUGCCCACCCCGGCGCGGGCCGCGGUGACAGCUGAGGGUCCAGAGAGCCGGCAGGAGGGGACCCUGCGCAUUGUCUGCCGCGAUGGGGACGUGGGCGUGCCCGCGGAAUUCACCUCCUCCGGGGACCAGCCGCCCAGGGAGGAGCCGGCACAGAACGCUGGCUCGGAGCGCCGGCACCCUGGGCCUUUGCGUUGUUUGUCGGCUGAGCAGCUGGUUCCCGGAGCCCGUGGGCCUCCUGGCCAAUGCGAGUGACAGCGACCUUCUGGGUUUAUAAUAAAGGGCUUGACGCGCCGGAAAGUCCCCUCGCCGCUGGCCACCAGCCUUCCAGCCCUUACGGCCCACGCUGUGAUCCUGGUGACCGAGAAGCUCUUUGCCUGGAAGGUGCCUGCCUGCCUGCCUGCCGGCCCUUGAACUUAAAUUGUCUGAAGUUGUAGAGCAGAGCCACUGCCAGAAGGAAGGGGACAAGACCCAGCAGGACACCUUCUUUCCAUGCUUUCCAGCCUGUGGGAGCGGCAGGGGCAACAGAGAGGGAACCUGGAGCCGGGAUUAAUGACCCGUUUAUGAAGCAUCUUAUUCUGCGACCAAGGCUCGGUGGUCAGUGGCGACGUAAAUGGCUCGACUCCCCGCUGGCAUUCGCUUCAUCAUCUCAUUCUCCAGGGAUCAGUGGUACAGAGCCUUCAUUUUUAUUUUGACAUUUCUGCUGUAUGCAAGUUUUCACUUAUCUCGAAAGCCUAUCAGCAUAGUUAAGGGUGAGCUCCACAAGUAUUGCACUGCUUGGGAUGAAGCUGACGUCAGAUUCAGCAGCCAGAGCAGCAAGUCUGGGUCCGUUGCCCCCCACCAGCUCCCUGACAAUGAGACCGACUGUGGCUGGGCACCGUUUGAUAAGAACAACUAUCAGCAGCUGCUUGGGGCCCUGGACUACUCCUUCCUGUGCGCCUAUGCCGUGGGGAUGUACCUCAGUGGCAUAAUUGGGGAACGCCUGCCGAUUAGGUAUUACCUAACCUUCGGGAUGCUCGCCAGUGGAGUCUUCACCGCCCUGUUCGGCUUAGGGUAUUUCUGCAACAUCCACAGUUUUGGAUUCUACGUGGUAACUCAGGUCAUCAACGGGCUGGUGCAGACCACCGGCUGGCCCAGCGUCGUCACCUGCCUCGGCAACUGGUUUGGAAAAGGAAGGAGAGGUUUGAUUAUGGGGGUCUGGAACUCCCACACCUCUGUGGGCAACAUCUUGGGGUCAUUGAUCGCUGGCUACUGGGUGUCCACGUGCUGGGGCCUGUCCUUCGUCGUGCCUGGAGCCAUCGUGGCAGCCAUGGGGAUAGUGUGCUUUCUCUUCCUCAUUGAACAUCCGAAGGAUGUCAGGUGCUCCUCCACCCUGGUGACGCACUCAAAAGGCUAUGAGAAUGGUACAAACAGAUUGAGACUCCAGAAGCAAAUCUUGAAGAGCGAAAAGAACAAGCCUCUGGACCCAGAGAUGCAGUGCCUGCUGCUCUCAGAUGGGAAAGGCUCCAUCCACCCGAACCACGUCGUCAUUCUCCCCGGGGACGGUGGGAGUGGCACAGCCGCCAUCAGCUUCACAGGGGCCUUGAAAAUUCCAGGCGUGAUAGAGUUCUCGCUGUGUCUGCUGUUCGCCAAGCUGGUCAGCUAUACUUUCCUCUUCUGGCUGCCCCUGUACAUCACGAAUGUGGAUCACCUUGAUGCCAAAAAAGCGGGGGAGCUCUCCACCCUGUUUGACGUGGGCGGAAUCUUCGGUGGGAUCCUGGCAGGUGUGAUCUCAGACCGACUGGAGAAAAGGGCCUCCACCUGCGGCCUGAUGCUGCUGCUCGCGGCCCCCACGCUCUACAUCUUCUCCACCAUCAGCAAGAUGGGGCUUGAGGCCACCAUCGCCAUGCUGCUGCUCAGCGGAGCCCUGGUCAGCGGGCCCUACGCACUCAUCACCACCGCCGUCUCCGCCGACCUGGGGACUCAUAAAAGUCUGAAAGGCAACGCGCACGCCCUCUCCACCGUGACGGCCAUCAUCGACGGGACCGGCUCUGUAGGAGCAGCCCUGGGCCCCCUGCUGGCUGGGCUCCUCUCCCCGUCCGGCUGGAGCAAUGUGUUUUACAUGCUGAUGUGUGCAGAUGCCUGUGCCUUACUGGUAAGUCGGCCUAUUUUUAGUCCAAUCCACCUUGAAUGCAGAUCUCUGUGGUUGUGGCCAAACACUGGUGGAACUUUCUCCCAUGCAUUCCUGAGUUGUCAGAGAGGUGUGGGUCUUCCCAUCUUUUCUAAAUAUGCAUGGUCUAAAGCUCCUUCUCUCUCUGAUUAGAAAAGGUCAGAAACAGAAGCAGGACAGUCUUGCUCUGCAGCCUUGGGCGGGAUAGCACAAAGGCCAGGAGCACAGAGCUCUGUGGCUCUGGAUCCUGCCUGUCACCUGUCAUGUGUGUGACUUGGGCAGGUUUCAUAACCUCUGCUCCACAGCUUCCACAGCUUUAAAAUGGGCAUGAUAAUGGCACCCAGUGACAAGAUUGUUGUGGAAUUAAAGCAGAUGAUACAUAGAGCCCGGCCUCCCAGUGGUCAUCAGUGUCCUGGUGUCCCUCCUGCAGCCAUGCUGUCAGACGGCGGGAGUGGCCCCAACUUCUUUCACCUGAAGGGAUGGGAGAGAAUAAAGGAGGGAAGAGGUUGCCAGUGCAGACGCCGAGUUGCCUUCUGGCUUCUGCCGCCUUUUCUCUGGGCUCCUGCUUCUGUGCCCUCCUGUGUUGAGAAAGUUUGAGGUUUUCCCCUAGGUAGGGAAGACCAGUGAUGAUGUCACAGUCACAUAGAUGUGCACUUGUGAGGGGCGCAUACACAUCUUUACAAGUCACCUGGCCACAAAGUCCCCAGACCCACAGCCAUGCCUCUCCUCUCACUUCAGCAGACAAAACCUUAGGCUGAUCCCAAUAAAAAUGAGUUGAGAAUUUUAGAAAUAUCAACUCAAUUAAAGUCUUAUAUUUUAAUUCCAGGAAAUUCUAAAACUCAACUUCCCCACCACAUACAAAAUCAAAUACCAACUGUCAACCUAUGAAUUUACUAGGUUUCAAUGGCUGUUCUUUGGAUCAUCUGUGGGUUUUUUUAAUGCCUGAAUGUUCUAAUGAAGCCUCCAGAUGGAUUUCCACUAAGUAGCAGUAAAAUUCCUGUCAUUACAACUGUUCAGAGAAUCUGAAAUAUCUUCUUCAGAAAUAUCUGGUAAUAUAUAUUGAAAAUUGUUUUGAUGCUUAGCCAAACUCAUAAGAAAGUAAAGGAAUUCCCCAGGAGCCAGAAUUGUAAAGGCAAUAUAAAUACACAAUCUCAGGAAUCAACGGGUUGGGGUGGUUGUGUCCACACUGGGUAAGAGACAAGGCGUUAGGUUGGCACAAGAUGAAGAUUUGGAACUGGAGACUUCGUCAUAGAGCCAGGACCCUCAAAGAGCCAUGCUUGCAGUGAAGGAGUGUACUAGAUGAUAUCUGCACACUGGCACAGGAAGAUAAUGGGAAUCUGCCCAUCUUAGCCAGAUUAUGGGGAAAAAAUCUCCCUUGAACAUAUUUAGCCAUAGACCUCUGCACAGUCAGCUUUAAUCUUUGAGCUUAUAUAAAUAUAUUUUAAAUGAGCAAAGUUGGUCCUUAGGCAGUGAUAAUGCAGAAGCAAAUAGGGACAAAUCUCAACCCUGCAGCAUAGGAUUUCUGUAGCUAACACCCUACUAAAGAUGAGCUCACAAUCCAAAAUCAUGAAACAUAAGGAAGCAAUCCACUUUGAAUGACAGUAACAGACAUAAAAAAAUGGUGGACUUGGACUCCCCCAAAACUGCAGAUAAAAGAGUUAUAUAAACUAAAAAUAAAUUUAUGCAAUGUUACUAAUGAUAUAAGAAAAAGGAACUGACCUCAUGAAAAAAGAACAAGACACUAUCAAAAAGACAGAGCAGGCUUCAAAAACAACCAAACAGGAGUUAUAGAAAUGAAAAAUGUGAUCUUUAGCCUGGAAAAAGACUCAAUGGAUGGGUUAGAAAAGCAAAUUAGAUACAGCUGAAGAGAAGAUUACUGAAGUGAAAUAUAGAUAUGAAGAAAUUAUCCAGAAUUCAGCACAAAAAGAUGGAAAAUAUUAAAGAGAAAUUAAAUAUAAAAUGGAGGACCAAAUGAGAUGGCCUAAUAUUAUCUGAAAGUAAUUCCAGAGGAAGAUAAUAGACUGGAUUUGAAGCAAUAUUUUAAGUGAAAAUAGCUGAGAAUUUUCCAGAUACAUGAAAGACAAACAUUCUUAGAUUCAGAAAUCAAAUGACUUAGAAUUCUGUACCUAGAUAAACUUGCAUGCAAGAGUAAGGGUGAAGUGAAAACAUUUUUAACGAAAGAUGCUCCCAGCAAAAAUUGCUAAACAAUGUAUUUAAAGAAGGAAGAUAGAUCCAGAAGGAAAGUCUGAGAUGCAAGGAGAAAUGCAAGCAAAAAAAAGUGAUAUUCCUAAGGAUGAAUCUAAAUGAGUAUUGACCAUAUAAAAUAGGGGCCAGCUAACUGUGGCCUAUUUUUGUAUGAUGCUCCAGCUGGGAAUGGUUUAUAUUUUUAAAUAUGUCUUUAAAAAAUCAACAAAAGAAUGUGCAACAGAGACCAUAUGGCUGCAAAGCCUGAAAUAUUUACUAUCUAGACCUUUACAGAAAAAGCUUUCUGACUCUUAGUUUAAAACAACAGCAAUAAUGACGAAUUUGGGCAAUAUAAAAAAAGAACUGAAAUACUGAAAAUGUAAGGUACAAGUGGGACAAUGAGAGUUCCAGCACACUGCAGUUCUUAUAUUGUCAAGCCAAUAGCAAGAGCAUGUAUAACCUUCAAGGCAAUACAGGGAAAUGAAGACUUAAUCUAAGAGAACCUAGGGUCAGGGGAAGCAUAGAAAAAACAGGGUAAAUACAGAAAUACAGAGCAACAUGGAUGAAAAUGAUCCCAGCAAACCAGCAACACAGGAACAAUAAAUGAACUAAACUCAUCAGUUAGGAGCAGAGAUUGUCAGGUUGCUUUUAAAAAUACAGGCACUGGUUAUUUACAAGAAACACACCUGCUACGCUGGAAUUCCGAAAAGACAAAAGUAAAAGAAUGGGAAAGUACACGACAGGUAAAUAAUAACCAGAGGAAGCUGGAUUUGCUGCAUUGGAAGAAAGAGACCUAAAGUUGAAGCACUUGGGAGAUGGGGGCUUGUUGCAGUGGAGAAGGAACUGUACCAGGAUGUGCAGCAGGCCCGUGAGCUUGAGUUGGGCUUUUCAAACCUAAGAACUAGACAUACCUUUUUCUCUUCACUGAUCAACAUGCUUUUUGGUAUCUUUUCACCAAAAUAGACAAGUGUUUCCUCCCAAUUCUGGGGCUGAGAACCUCCAUGAUCUGAGCAGGUGUCCUGGGGGGCCGGAGGGCACCAUGCUUCCUGCCUCACAACGCACACUGAUGGCCAGCUCCGGGGCCUGCAGGACUGCCAACAUCACUGCCUCAGCCUUGGCUCCUCUCCGGACCCAGAGCUUUAACUCCAUGCCCUGGAGACUCAGGUCUCCAGUGCGUGUCGCCUGGGCUCCUGGAGUUGGCAGGGCCCCUCCUUGUUGGUCAUUCUUGCAUGCGUGAGCCAAACACGUGGGCAUGUUUUGAAAUUGGAUCUCUGUUCUUCAGAACUGUUAUCAUUUACAGUUCAUCCCAUACCCACAGAUAACACUUGCUACUACAUUCUUCAUCUUUUUCUCUCUCUUAAUGAUCGGCUUUUCAUAAUCAUAGGCCUCUUCGGGCUAGCACUUUUCAUACAUCACACUUGGCAGGAUGUAGAUGUGGGUAAGGUACCGGCUCAAACAACAAGCCUGUGCCGAUAGUUGGAGCUAGAGGUUCAGAUUCACACAGAUGGAUUUAUUUAACAAAAAUCUUGCUAUUGCCACCAGCACUAUUGUUAGUACCUGCCGUGUUCCCACGACCUUUACCACCUAAUUGUCGCAAACACCUUUCAUGCACCAAGCAGAGCAGCUGGAUUCAUCUUAUCUGUAGGAGGGGCCCCUGUUCUCUCCAGCUUGAACUCACUUCAUACAAGGGACUCCUAAGCUCCUACUUGAACCAUAAGCACCUAAGGAAAUAGAAGAGUUUCUGCCUUCUAGAGCUCUGACCUGAGGCUUGGGGGUGGGGCCAUGUGUUUGGUUUUUAAGUAGCCCCUCGAGACCCUCCAGCACCCCUUCCCUGCCUCCCCUGGACCAGUGAUCCACCCUGGGUCUGAGGGCAUCUGCUGCCUCUAAGAAUGAGGGGCCACGUCCAGGGAGAGCCCUCCUGUGGGCUGAUGUCACACUUGGGGAGAGAGUGGAUCCACACUGGAAAAUGCACUAGUUAAACUGGAGGUAGCACAAUCAUUUGUCUGGAUUUGCGGGCUGGCGUUGAGCCCUCGAACAUGUGAAGGGCACGGAGUUAAAGCUCUAGGUCCAGAGAGGAGCCAAGGCUGAGGCAGUGAUGUUGGUGGAAAGCCCUGGGCCCUGGCCAGGCCUGGCCUCCAAGGGGCUCCCAGUGGGGUGCAGCUGUCCUAUGACAGCCUCUUCAGACCCCGGGGUGGCAUCAGAGGAGACGCUAACCUGGCUUUAGAGUCGCCUGAGAAGCUCACAGGUCCACCCCCUGGGCCACCAGCAUUAUGGUCCUCUUGUCUUUAUUUUCUUUUUCCCCCUGUGGACACUUUAUGAUUGGAUUAAUUUUAUUCUAAACAUGACUUGAACCCAGAAGUGUUUCAGGCUGCAUCUUUCCCAAAAGCCUUGUUCUCAGGGCAACUCCUGGUUCUUCGUGGGCCCUCAUCAGACAGCCCUGCCCACAGGAGCCACGGCCUCGGGCUGAGCAUGCCGGCCCCACUGCUCUUGCAGGGAGGUGACCCCAGGGAAGGUGCUGUGGGGAGAGAGCCACCUGCCCAGGCCUUGCAGGCCAGGUCCUCACGGUGCCCACAGCGCGGGCCGCCCUGUGCCUGCUCCAGUAACAGGUGGG
This is a messenger RNA of Symphalangus syndactylus (siamang), 7353 nucleotides long. RefSeq names its product solute carrier family 37 member 1 (gene SLC37A1). Gene Ontology annotation, biological process: glucose-6-phosphate transport; phosphate ion transmembrane transport. Gene Ontology annotation, cellular component: endoplasmic reticulum membrane. Gene Ontology annotation, molecular function: glucose 6-phosphate:phosphate antiporter activity. NCBI's taxonomy places the organism in Eukaryota, Metazoa, Chordata, Mammalia, Primates, Hylobatidae. The record is from RefSeq and is a predicted model, not a curated record.